AUGGCAUGCUCGCCCCAAAUACCUCCUCCCACACAUUCGAGCAAGCCGAGUUUUGCAACAUCAGUCGAUACAUUUCUUAGCAGUGACAACGCCUGGAAUUGGAAGAGAUUUUCUGCUAAUGCGGACAUUGAAGCUCAACAAAACCCACGAAGAAGGUUUGCCUCAAUACGAUAUCUCAUUCUCAACAUCUACCGCCGCCUAUUUUCUCUGGUUUACUGCGCUAAUGCGGUCGCAUUUAUUAUCAUUAUGGUGGAGGGCCGACCGAAUCCUCUUGCAUUUGUGAACGCAGCGGGCAUCAAUUUGCUAGUAUGCGGUCUUGCACGACACCCGCUAGUGGUGAAUGCCAUCUUUCUGAGCAUCUGCCGCAUCCCACAGUCGGCCCCUCUCAUGCUGCGCAAGAGGGCAGCAGAAGCAUAUUGCUAUGGUGGAGUCCACAGCGGAUGCGGCGUGGCAGCGUUUUUAUGGUUUGUCGGCCUCGUGGCCCUGAUGUCACGAGAAUAUUGGAUUAAUCAAGACUCGGGGAUGGUUUCAACCCCCGUGAUUGUCCUAUCUUAUGUUUUACUCGUCGUUCUCAUCACUAUCAUUGUGGUUGCAUAUCCUACGUUCCGAACGAAAAGACAUGACUAUUUCGAACUCACGCACCGGUUCUCCGGAUGGUUGGCAGUAGCUCUUUUCCUGACUCUCCUGUUGGUCUUCUCUGAUCAAGCCCGACACGAGCAAGGCUUGUCCCUCGGACAAUACCUGCUCGAGCUCCCAGCGUUUUGGUUCGUCCUGGUCAUCAUCGUCUCCAUCGUCCAUCCCUGGCUCCUUCUACGCCAGGUGCAAGUUUUGCCCGAGUAUCUCUCACCACAUGCUAUACGACUCCACCUCGAUCACACAUCUACUGCAUUCGGCAAAGUAAUAGCACUCUCCGAGCACCCAUUCCGGGAUUGGCACAGCUUUGCAACUUUCCCUGAUCCCAAUGGCAGGAGCUUUUCUUGCAUAGUAUCCAAGGCAGGCGACUGGACAACCCGAUGUAUCGAUCAGCAACCAACCAAGCUGUGGAAGCGCGGAGUGCUCAUGUACGGCUUUAUCCAUGUGAUGCGAGUUUUUCGCAGGGUGGUUGUGGUUGCCACGGGAUCUGGGAUAGGGCCAUGUCUCUCCUUUUUGAGCGAGAAGAACCGCCCGCCUCUGCGGGUCAUCUGGCAGACGCGGAAUCCGAACAGAACGUACGGUGGUGACGUCCUCAACCUCGUGCGGCAGCUUGACCCUAGCCCGCUUCUCAUUGAUACCGGCAACAGCGGGCGAGUGGAUAUGUUGCCGGUUAUCCAAGAAACCUUUCGGGAAUUUGACGCGGAAGCUGUGUGUGUGAUCAGCAACCCGCGGCUCACGCAAAAACUCGUCUUUGAGCUCAAGGCAAGUGGAGUGCCCGCUUUUGGACCAAUCUUCGACUCUUAA
This is a messenger RNA of Penicillium canescens, 1437 nucleotides long. RefSeq lists its product as uncharacterized. The record is from RefSeq and is a predicted model, not a curated record. The transcript has a single exon. Gene Ontology annotation, biological process: conidium formation; sexual sporulation resulting in formation of a cellular spore; regulation of conidium formation. The coding region runs from base 1 to 1437 and encodes 478 amino acids. Lineage: Eukaryota; Fungi; Ascomycota; Eurotiomycetes; Eurotiales; Aspergillaceae.